Molecule: messenger RNA, 1590 nt
Organism: Cavenderia fasciculata
Lineage: Eukaryota; Evosea; Eumycetozoa; Acytosteliales; Cavenderiaceae
Gene: rbrA
Product: ariadne-like ubiquitin ligase
Exons: 5
Coding region: 1-1590 (529 amino acids)
Biological process (GO): ubiquitin-dependent protein catabolic process; positive regulation of proteasomal ubiquitin-dependent protein catabolic process; protein polyubiquitination
Cellular component (GO): cytoplasm; ubiquitin ligase complex
Molecular function (GO): zinc ion binding; ubiquitin conjugating enzyme binding; ubiquitin protein ligase activity
Source: RefSeq, a predicted model, not a curated record
AUGUCAGAAGACGAAAUGUACGAUACUUAUGAUGGAGUUGAUGACGACUCUGCAGAAGAAUCUGGAAAUGAAAGUCAAUUAGAUAUGGACGAUGAAGAGGAUAUGGACUAUGAAUACAGUACACAAGAAGUUGAUUACGACGACAUACAUUCAUCGAAUCGAUCCAACAGCAAACUGACAAGACAAAGAAGUUUCGAAGUACUCGACAAGGGUGAACUACAAAGUGAAUCAAAGAAAUUAAUCAAAGAAGUUAUGGAUGUUUUAAGUAUUAAUUCAGAGUCUGCUGUAUCCAUUUUACUUAGACAUUUAAAAUGGAACAAAGAGAAAUUAAUUGAAAAAUAUAUGGAUAAUUCAGAUAAAUUAUGUGCCGAUGCAGGUAUACCAUCAUUAAAACUUGAAAAACCAGUUAGUACAACGAUGCAAAAGUUUAGUUGUUUGAUUUGUUUGGACGAGUUGCCACCAUCACAGACAUUUGCAUUGUCGUGCGAUCAUAGAUACUGUCUUCCCUGUUGGAAGGGAUAUUUAGAGUGCAAGAUUGGCGAAGGUCCAGAAUGCAUUCUUGCUACGUGUCCCGCACCAAAGUGCAAGGUCCGUGUGCACGAAGAGGCAGUAAAGAAGCUUGUCGAGACACCCACCUAUGAAAAGUAUGCAAACUUUAUCCUCAAAUCCUUUGUCGACGACAAUCCCCAAGUCAAAUGGUGCCCUGCACCUGGUUGUAUAUACAGUGUCCGAUGUGAUCGCAAAGAGAGAAAAGAAGCAGUCACUUGCAAAUGUGGUUUCCAAUAUUGUUUCAAUUGCAAUGACUUUGAAAUCGGUGAUCAUAUGCCAUGUCCUUGUUCUCAAGUUGAUAGAUGGUUACAAAAGGCUUCCGAUGAAUCUGAAAAUGUUACUUGGAUGUUGGCAAAUACUAAAAAAUGCCCAGAAUGUAGAUCACCAAUUGAAAAGAAUGGAGGUUGUAUGCAUAUGACUUGUCGUAAAAAUGCAGGUGGAUGUGGUUUUGAGUUUUGUUGGUUGUGUAGAGGUGCAUGGUCAGAUCAUGGAUCUGCCACUGGAGGUUACUACAAUUGUAACAAAUACGAUAAGUCUAAAGCAAAGGAAGACGAUGAAAAGGCUGCCGAUGCCAAAACUGAAUUGGAAGCAUAUAUGUUUUACUAUCAUAGAUAUGAAUCUCAUAAAAAUGCCAUGAAAAUCGCUGAUGAACAAAGAAGAAACGCACAUCAAAAGGAACAACAAAUCUUAUCAAAGUUUGAUGUUAGAUCUGCCGAUACUAAAUUCUUAAUGGAAGCUACUGAACAAUUACUUAGAAAUCGUAGAGUACUUCAAUAUUCAUAUGUUUAUGGUUAUUAUUUGGAUAAGAAAUCACAAGAGAGAAACUUGUUUGAAUACCUCCAAGAAGAUCUUGAAAAGCACACCAAUCAACUCUCGACCUACUAUGAACUCAGUAUCGAUAAGUUGGAAGACUACCAAGCCUUUAUCAAAUGGAAAGAACAAGUUACCAACUAUACUAGAAUUACAAAGAAGUUCUUGGAUAACUUUGUCGAAGGUGUAGCUGGUGGCCUAACUACCCAACUAAGCUCUAAAAAUAACUAA